UGGCGGGCCAAAACUUCAUAGUAUUUGUUUCUUUUGCCGUUUGGGAUUCCGGAGUUGUCGCUGGAUUUCUGGCGAAUAUGUAGCGCGGUAUGGGAGCGGCUGUCUUCAGAUCACUGUGAAACAAAUUUUAUUGAACUCAGCACUGGAGAGUUUUUCAUCGUGUUCGAAGCAAGGAUAAAGCGUUCUGGGUUGGGUUCUCUGCGCUUUCUCUCGAAGCAUUCGAAUUAUGGAGGGUUUGCAGAAGGUGAUUGGGAAAAUCCCAAAAGACCCCCCAAAAUUGGGCUCCGCUUCAGCUUCCUUCGACCCUCACCGUGGGACUGAAGGUCUCGCCGCCGCUCUGUCUUCCUCCGAUCAGUCUCGUAUUUUGCUCAACAGACCCGCAAGUCGUGAUAUGAACAACUGCAAUGCCAUAACGGUCGAUUCCGCCAUGACAGCCCACGAAGUCUCCUCUUCAUCCUCCUCCAAGUCAAAACUCUGGAAUUACACUGUGUUUUUUAGCUUCAGCGGCGAAACGCGCAAUGGCUUCACCGGCCACCUCCACGCGCAAUUCAAAGACCGGGGAUACCAGGCUUAUAUCGAUGAGGACGAUCUAAAAAGAACGAAAGAAAUAAAAAAGGAACUGUACCAGGGAAUUGAAGAGUCGAGGAUCUCUAUCAUUGUCUUCUCAAAGAUGUAUGCAGAUUCGAGUUGGUGUCUUGACGAGCUGGUUAAGAUCAUGGAGUGCAGAGACAAACUGGGGCGAGAUGUUUUGCCAAUAUUCUAUCAUGUUGAUCCUUCACAUGUCAGGAAGCAAAAUGGAGAUUUUACCGAAGCAUUUCAGAAUCACGAAAAGGACAUCCAUGAAGAAAAAGAUGGCAAGACACGUGAAAAGGUAAACCAGUGGAGAAGGGCUCUUACAGAAGCUGCAAAUUUGUCUGGCUACCAUCUUAAAAUCACUGACAAUAGGCACGAAGCAACGGUUAUAAGAGAAAUUGUUGACAAGGUUAUUACGAACUGGCUUUUAACCGUAAACAUAUUACCAGCGGCCAAGCACCAAGUUGGAAUCGAUUCUCGGAUUAAAGAUAUUAUCACUUAUCUUUCAAGUGAUGGAUCAGAUGAUGUUCUCAUGGUUGGAAUUUGGGGGAUGGGUGGAUUGGGUAAAACAACAUCUGCGAAAGCCAUUUUUAACAAAAUUCAUCAUAAGUUCCAGUUCAAAUGUUUCCUUGCCAACGUUCACGACAAUACAAGUAAACAUGGUCUGACUUAUUUGCAAGAAAAACUUAUUUUUGACAUCUUGAAACAGAAGUCUGAAAUAAGCAGUGUUGAUAAAGGUAUCAGUCUGAUAGAAGAUCAAUUUUCACAUAGAAAGGUACUUCUCAUCAUAGACAACAUAGAUCGAGUGGAACAACUGAAUGCAAUAGCUGGAAAUCACAAAUGGUUUGGUCCUGGAAGUAGAAUUAUCAUAACGACACGAGAUGAACAUUUACUAAAGCAAGGGAAAGUGAACAAGACAUAUCCGGCUCAGAAAUUGAAUAAAGAAGAAGCUCUAGAGCUCUUGAGUUGGCAUGCCUUUGGAAAUCGACAGCCUAGCGAAGGAUUUCUUGAACUCUCAGAAAAGUUUGUUUCUUACUGUUAUGGUUUGCCACUAGCCCUUGAAGUUGUAGGUUCUUUUUUGGUUAAAAGACCCAUUGCAGAGUGGGAAUGUGAAUUGAAGAAAUUGAAAACAACUCCUGAACGAAACAUAAUAGAAGCACUAAGAAUAAGCUUUGAAGGGCUAGAUGAUACACAGAAGGCUAUAUUCCUUGACAUAUGUUGUUUCUUUAUUGGAGAGGACAAGGACUAUGUCGCAAAAGUAUUAGAUGAAUGUGAAUUUUUUGCGACAAUAGGAAUCAGUGUCCUUUGUGAACGAUGUCUUGUAACUGUUGAACGCAACAAGUUGAAUAUGCAUGAUUUGCUUCGAGAAAUGGCCAGAGUAAUCAUUUCUGAAAAAUCUCCUCGUCAGCCUGAAAAAUGGAGUAGGUUGUGGAAUCCUCAAGAUGUCACCCAUGUAUUAACAAAGAAAUCUGGAACCGAAGAAGUUGAAGGACUUGCUCUACAUUUCCCUAACAAGUCUAGUUGUUUCAGUACAGAAGCAUUUGCCCAUAUGAAUAAACUGAGACUGCUUCAACUCCGGAACGUAAAGCUCAAUGGAGAAUACAAACAUCUUCCCAAAGAGUUAAUAUGGUUGAGGUGGAGAGGAUGCCCUUUGGAGUCCAUACCAGAUGACUUUUUUAAUCAAGAUAAACUAGUAUUUUUAGAGAUGAUUGGCAGCGGUCUGGUAAAAGUUUGGGAGGGUUCCAAGUCGCUUCAGAACUUGAAAAUCAUUAAUCUCACUGGUUCCGGUUUCCUAAUUAAAUCACCGGACUUUUCGCAAGUCCCAAAUCUUGAAGAGUUGAUAUUAGAAGGCUGUAUAAGUUUGUUAGAAAUUCACCCCUCCAUUGGUAAUCUUACAAGACUUUCUUUGGUGAACCUUGAAUGGUGUAACAAGCUUGUUUCUCUUCCAAGGGAUUUCUAUAGGUUGAAAUCUGUGGAGACUCUUCUUCUUAAUGGUUGUUAUCAAUUCAGAGAACUGCAUGAGGAUUUACGGGAGAUGGAAUCAUUGAGAGUACUUAGAGCAGAUAAGACAUCCAUAAGUCAACUACCACAUACCACAGUAAGAUUGAAGAAACUCACUCAUUUAUCUAUAAUGGCAGCGCCUUGUGCUGAACGUUUUGGUGCUUACUGUAUACCAACGGGCGCAUUAAACGAUGAUGGAAUCCCCAACCUUCGUAUCAUUCGUCACACAAUGGGCGCAUUAAACGAUGAUGGAAUCCCCAAGGAUCUUGGGAGUCUAAGUUCUUUACAAUUUUUGGAUCUUGGAGGGAAUGAUUUUCAUACCCUACCAAGCUUCAGUGGUCUUUCAAAGCUUGAAACUCUACUGUUACGUAAAUGCAAGUUUCUUCAUACAAUCCCCGACUUACCAACAAAUUUGAAAUUUCUGCAUGCCAAUAGUUGCCCUGCAUUGGAAACAAUGCCUAAUUUUUCAGAAAUGACAAAUAUGAGAGAACUGGAUAUAAGUGAUUCACCCAAACUCAUUGAGGUUCCAGGCCUGGAUAAGUCAUUAAACUCCAUGACAUCGAUUCAUAUGAUUAACUGCACCAGUCUCACAGCUGAUUUUAAGAAGAAAAUCCUACAGGGAUGGACUUCCUGCGGACUCGGUGGCAUUUUCCUCCAUUGGAGUUAUGUUCCUGAUUGGUUUGAGUUUGUCAAUGAUGGCAAUAAAGUCAGUUUUGAUAUUCCCCCUAGUGAUGAUCAUAAUUUUGAAGGACUAGCUCUGUUCUGCAUUUCCCAAUGUUCUUUCACUAUUGCCAUUACUAUUGUAAAUAAUACCAAGCAUACUAAGUUGCGGGAGACCAUCAGAAGAUCAUAUCUGCGCAAUUAUCUUUGGCAGGGACAUAUAUCGAACGAUAAGCUCAAUUUGCAAAGCGGGGAUAAAGUUGAUGUAAUUUUUGGAGACAGGGAUUAUCCUGAUAGAAUGAAGAGAAUAGGAGUUAAUCUAGUAUGGGACAAACCUAUGAAGUAAAAUAUGCAUGAUUUGCAUCGUGCUGUUUAUGUUUUUGAGCCAUAUUCACCCCGGUUCUAUGAUGAGGCAGGACCAAGCCAUGACGCAUCUGAUAAUAAUCAUCCCAGUAAUCAAACGUGAAUUACUACAGAUGACAGAAUGGAAAAAGGCAAAAAUUGUGAAGUGAAAGCAUCACCUGUCUAGAUUAAGUCUCACCAGAUUGGUUCUAUGGUGAGGCACGAUCAAGGCGGUGAUGCAUCGUCAUCAUCAAGCUCAUCCUCAUCAUCACAUAUCUGAGUUCUUGGUCUACAGAUCACCGCUAGCUUCAUCAUCAGCAAGUCAAUAUUUCAUAUAUCUUUCAGAUUCUUGUGAUUUUUCCAGUAAGUAAUUGUUUUGAAUUUUGAAGAUAUAUGGCAUUCAGAAACAUUUCAGCAUUACAAAAACCCAUAUAAGUUAAGCAUCCAAUGAUUCGAGAAAUACCAUUCGAAUUCGCAGAAAUACUUGCCCUA
Molecule: messenger RNA, 4068 nt
Organism: Pyrus x bretschneideri (Chinese white pear)
Lineage: Eukaryota; Viridiplantae; Streptophyta; Magnoliopsida; Rosales; Rosaceae
Product: disease resistance protein RPV1
Biological process (GO): defense response; signal transduction
Molecular function (GO): protein binding; ADP binding
Source: RefSeq, a predicted model, not a curated record